Schistocerca gregaria is the source of this 1833-nucleotide messenger RNA. RefSeq lists its product as uncharacterized. The transcript is spliced from 3 exons. The record is from RefSeq and is a predicted model, not a curated record. Lineage: Eukaryota; Metazoa; Arthropoda; Insecta; Orthoptera; Acrididae. Bases 47 to 1069 code for a protein of 340 amino acids.
AUAUAUCACCUCGUGCUCCGGCAACCGCAGACCAUUAACCAAGAGGAUGGAGAGGCGUGUCCGUAUGAGAUGGUGGAUGUCGGCGUUGGUCUCCUUCAUCUUAGCACCGUCCGGAUUGAUCGCUGCUUUUCCAGCUAAUGGAGACCUCACGUCGUCUUUCGAUCCGGCGCAAGCAGAUGUUGACAUAGUGGACGCUGGUCCCGCGACUGCUGCAGCUCUAGCGGAUGUCGUAACACAGUGCCUACCGCGGCUGUCUCUGGACUGUGCACAGUGGCGGAUGGCGGGCCUCAUCCGGUACCUGGACGCCAUGCCACAAUUCCCACUGCUGGAAGGGCUCGUGUACGUCGUACGUGUGGGCACCGACGCCACACAGCCGCGGCCGGCGUCUGUGUCAAGGGACGCUGACAGUGACGGCGGCGGCGGCGACGGAUCCCGACACCUGGAGGCAGCAGUUGCGGACUUCUUCGAACGACACGUACUGCGCCUCCAGCUGCCCAUGUGGUUUGGAGACACAGUCAGACCGAAGACAGUCGACUUCGCUCUGAAGCCCGAAACAGAUGCAGGAUCUGCACGGAAGAAAAAAGGAAAGGGUGAUAAAAAGGGAAUGAAGAAGAUGAUGAUGAUGAUUUGCAUGAUGAUGAUGGGAAAGAUGAUGAUGGUUAUGCCGAUGGUGCUGACAAUAAUCAAGUUGAAAGCGAUUAAGGCGUUGCUAAUAGGCUCGCUUGCGCUCCUGAUCAGCAAAAUACAGCUCGUCAAGAAACUGCUGGGGUCCAAAGUCGGUGGUGGCGGGGGCGGCGGCAGCGACAAGCACGUCAUCGUGCUGCACGCUGACUCCCACGGUGGCGGUGGUCAUGGUGGAGGUGGUCCGUCUGGAGGCGGUGGCGACUGGAGCAGCGGGGGUGGAGGCGGAGGCGGCGGGGGCUGGAUGAGCAGUGGUGGCGGAGGGGGCGGUGACUGGAGCAGUCGCGGCGCCGAUUUCCGUUCCAUCGAUGACGCACACGAGCUGGCGUACCGAGGGCAGGUCGUGUCUUCCGGCUGGUCAGCUAGCCAGCCUGUCACCCGUAGGUAGUCGGUCGCCGCACCUGCUUGCGGCCGUAUGCUGCCGAAUCCGCUCCUGUUCUGUUUCCCACGUCCGCAUUAUACUUGACUACGAACAGCUACCCAUGAUGACGUAACGCUUCCCACAGUACUAUGCAAAAACGACGUUCACGAUAAAGAUUUACAGCGGGUCACCAUAAGUCCCAUCUUGACUUCCGGUAAACUUUACCACUGUCUAGCCACAGAUAUCAAUUGCUGUUCUUUCUAGUCCGCUGCUAGCUAUGACACAGUAACGAUUUUAUUUGAUUACUAUUUUCAUGUAAAUCCGACUUUCAGGCUCAUCGUUAGUCCAGAAAUAUCAGCCUUAAUAUAUGUCCCUUAUUGAAAAUCGCUUCAGAUAUUUUUACCGUAAAAUUAUUACUUACUGAAUUUUGAGUAAGAAAUAAGACCAGUGAAUAUCAACUGAAGAUCGUUACUCAAGUGAUGCUCUCUAGUUCCACCGCAAAAAGAUCGUUAUUGGACACUCUUCUCAAGAGCAGUAUGAUCAUUUCGUAACAUAAGGAUGCAGCUCUUCCAAAAGAGAAUGACUUCAUCUGCAAUACAGUUUUAUUACGUACUUAUUGAUUUCCUGCCUACAUUGCACACCCUGUUACAUAUGAUCGUAAACUACUGUUAUUUUCAACAUAUUUGAGAACAGUUGAAAGCAAGCUAUAUACAUUUUAUUUAUAUAUUAAUUUAUUAAAUUUUUAAUUUAUUAUUUAUUUAUUUAUUUUAAAUUUUAAGAUGUAACGAAUA